Messenger RNA from Angiostrongylus costaricensis, 885 nucleotides. Lineage: Eukaryota; Metazoa; Nematoda; Chromadorea; Rhabditida; Metastrongylidae. The record is from the annotation of a GenBank genome assembly.
AUGCGUCGCUGCAGGACGUCGUCCGCAAAGACAGGGCUCGUUUUGGGAAUUGCAGGUUUUGUUAUAAUAUUGAAUGUUACGAAAUGGCAUCCAAAGAGCGAGAAGCUAAGCAAAUCUCUGGAACACAGCAUGAAUUUCUUCAAUCAUUCGACGUCAUACAAAUAUAUCAUUAUGCCCGAUCUUUCUCUAUGCGAUGGCUCACGGCAAAAGGUCGACCGCUUCGAAAAUCGACAAGCAAUCCGAGAUAGUUGGGCUUCUGCUCAAUAUUCCUUAUCUAUUAAGACCGGUCGUGUAGUGACGUAUUUUCUUCUUUCGGAACCAAAUUCGAUUCACGACUUUUUAAUGGUGCGAAAGGAACAAAAGAAACAUAACGAUUUGAUCGUGACUAGUUUAACCGAGUCCUACCAGAACCUUGUCUACAAGGUGUACGCCUCUAUAGUGUUUCAUCAACAGUACUGCCCACAGACGUCGUUCUUGAUAAAGAUCGACGACGACGUUGGCAUACAUAUCGAUCGAAUGCUUAAUUUGUGGAAUAUUGACAAAAAUGCGAGUAUGUCGUUGUAUGGUCAUCUAAUAGAGAACGUUUUACCGAUACGCGAUCCGAACAGCAAAUGGUUUGUAUCAGAGCAUGUGUGGCCGAACCAACACUUCCCAACGUAUUGUGCUGGUUCCACUUAUUUGAUGGGAAGAUCGGCUGGACGAGCUAUUCUUGAUGAAGCAAAAAACUUUCCACCAUUUGAGAUUGAGGAAUUCUUCAAUGGGUCCUUCAAGUGUAAUGCAUCGCAGAAGCCAACAUUGUUCGCUGUGCACGCACUUGAAACUCCAGAUGAGAUGCGUAGGGGCUGUCGAAUACUGGAAACCGAUCAAUGUCGUUAUCCAGAGUGA